This is a messenger RNA of Galendromus occidentalis (western predatory mite), 3362 nucleotides long. Its product is annotated as formin protein cappuccino. Gene Ontology annotation, biological process: cortical actin cytoskeleton organization. Lineage: Eukaryota; Metazoa; Arthropoda; Arachnida; Mesostigmata; Phytoseiidae. The record is from RefSeq and is a predicted model, not a curated record. Gene Ontology annotation, molecular function: actin filament binding. Gene Ontology annotation, cellular component: cytoskeleton; cytoplasm.
AUGCGGAAUUCGCGAGUCGCGGAUGCUUGUUCCGGAGGAGGAGGGGGUCAAGGGACCCCCGGAACAGGGGGUCAGUUGCUAUGGAGAUCUCGGAGCAUCGGGGAGUCUCUUGCCAAACCGAAUUCGAACUCUCCGAGACUCGAGAGCCUCGGUCGAUUUUCGCGGUUGUCCGUGCUUGCGCUCCCGAAAGGGGCCGAAAGCGUAGGCGGACGACUCACCAGUCACGCCAGUGCCAACAACAGCGAUGUGACAAGCAGAAUGGGGAACAAGAACUCAUCGGAGGCCGCCGUGGGAACUCCGCGGGCAGCCCGCGGCUCCGUAGUGAAGGGCGUGACGGCUGUGCCUUCGACUCCUCAGACUCCGUCACGUCAGACGAAGUUCAAGUUCGGCAGCAAAGGCAAACCGAAGACCACACCAACCCAAUCCCGUAAGGUGAACGCAACUGUGACGGACCUCGGCAGAAAAGCCUCCUGCUCUCCACCGAAGUGUGACUUGCCGAGUCCGUCGCCGUCGGAUCCAACGUCAGAAUACCAUGAGGCUUUGUCGCACAUAACAAAAACCCCCGACGAGGUUCCUGCCAUCGAAAAUGCAUCGGAUCGCCGUACUCCCCGUGGCACCCCGAGUCCGUCGGCAAGUCCGAAGAGACGGCCCUCGACGCUCAGCAUAUCGGGCUCGUCGCCAUUCAGCAUCGCGGCCCAUAAACCUACCGUUCUGCCAAAAGUCUCCACCGAUACCGAGGACACGCCACGUUUGGACAAAACACCGACGACUGGUAAUGUGUUACGCAAAGUCGCCUCAAUCACUCUGGACCGGAGUUCAGUCGACAGUUUGAGAACGCCGCCAAAAACGCCUCGGACCCCGGACGCGAGUCCGCUCUCGCUCGGCGAAAAAUUCGAGGGUCAUAUGCUCGUCAAUUGGCUUCUGGUCGGCUGCGGAGAGAGCCAAAAAGCUGAAUUGAGGGCAUUGAUCAUGAAGUUCUGCAGCAAACUGAUCGAUGCCGGUGUGAUGAUAUGCUGCGAUGGGGAAUCCGAAGCUUUCAGGCUGAGCCAAAUCUACGAGUUCAGUAAGAGCACCGCACCUGUACAGAACAAGAGAGCUUCUGUAGAAAGCAUAGUCUUACCGAAAAUCAGCGAGGACGUAUCGCAUGCCAAAGAACGAGUCGAUGCCGAAGUACAGUGCGUGGGCUCAGAGUCCGUUGGGGAUCGAGUGCGCUCAUACGAGAAAGUUUCUCAAGCUUGCCAAACAGAGGUCUGUCCUCUCGAGUCACGGGAGCAGAUCACAGCGGUUGAGCAAUCGUGCCAACAUGUGCCUCAUGUCACGUGUACUUCGACGCAAACUGACGCUCCUCUCACUCCUUCGGAAAAUUCGUCCGAUGCGGUUCUUGCAGAGCCGCCCCCACCUCCUGCAUCUGAUCAUCCGGUGGGGAAUCCGAUCCCCCCUCCACCGCCCCCUCCUCCUCCGCCUCCCAUGCCGGGUGAUGCUCUCUCGAGCUCAGUGCCACCGCCCCCUCCUCCUCCGCCUCCAAUGCCGGGGAGUGAUCCCAUCUGCCCUCCUCCUCCACCCCCGCCGCCCCCGAUGCCAGGAGCCAACUGCAUUCCUCCUCCUCCCCCUCCACCGCCGAUGCCUGGGGGAAUCCCCGCACCUCCUCCGCCUCCGAUGCCCGGUGCACCUCCACCUCCGCCACCGAUGCCGGGGAUGCUGUCCUCGACAUCACCGGUUCCCGGAUCCGUUCCACCACCACCGCCACCGAUGCUCCCUUGCCCCCCCGGGGGUUGGAGUCAGGCAUACCAGAACGUCAGGAAACAGCUGAAACAACCGAAAGCGCCGAUGAAACCUCUAUUUUGGAAGCGCAUUCAGGUUUGUCAACCACCUGUUGCAUCACCAAUCCCGGCGAACGAAGACGGGGGGGAUACCCCCACCGAGGAAAAAGCCUGUCUGUGGGAGAAACUCGACGAGGACGAACCGCAAUCUUGGGAUGAGUUCACAGAGCUCUUCGGCAGACAAGCACCGGUGAAGAAAUUAGAAAGAUCUGGACAACAGAAAGAGAAGUCGGAGAAGAAAAGUAAACAGCUAGUGAGUCUGCUUGACGGCAAACGCUCUCAAAAUGUGGGAAUUCUCAUCUCGUCGAAGAAGACCGAGGUGUCAGACGUCGAGCAAGCGCUGUACGACGUGGACACUUCGAUAGUGCCCCUGGACGUUCUGACCUCAAUCUUCGAACUUAGAGGAACCCCCGAGGAACUAGAUCUGAUCUCGCGUCACCUCGAAUCGAAGCCGACUUGUCCACUCGGGAGAAGUGAAAUGUUCCUUUGGGGGAUUUCCAAAAUCCCAUUUUUUGCGGAGCGUGUCGCCUGCAUUACGUUUGAGAGCAAUUUCCCCGAAAAUCUGGCUUCUGUCGAGAACCGCUUGAACAAUUUGAAAAUCAUCUGCCAGACUCUGCUGACUUCACAGCACGUAACUAACGUAUUUGCGAUCAUCUUGGCGCUCGGCAACUACAUGAAUGGAGGCAAUCGCGACCGAGGACAAGCUGACGGUUUCGGAAUAGAGAUCCUGGCCAAGCUCAAAGAUGUGCGCAGCAAGGACAGCUCGAUGACCUUGUUGCACUAUAUCGUGCGAGUGUACGUCGAUAAACACCAAUCGGAAGACAUCGCCUCGGCCAAGUUCCCUCUACCGGAGCCAGCAGACUUCAUCCGAGCUUCAGAGAUAAAUUUCGACACGCUCAAGGAGGAUCUAGCUUCUCUGCAUCGAGAAAUCAUUAAUAUCGAGCGGAAAGUCAACAAAGUUCUGGAGAGCUCGUCUGAGAACGUCGAACCGUUCAAGGGGAGAAUGGAAUCGUUCCUGACGAAAGCUUUCGCUGAGCACAGUGAACAAAGCGACAACUACGACGAAUGUCGCAAAGUUUUCGGAAAAGUCAUGAAGUACUACUGUUUUGAGGCAAAAAGUAAUAAAGAGAGUGAUUGGACGAUGGAGUUCUUCGGUCCUUGGACGCCCUUCAGCACUGACUUCAAGAACAUAUGGCAGAAAGAAGUGCAGCGCAGAGUCAAGGUCAAACUAGAAGCCGCAUCCAGCAAGGUGCAAGAACUAAAAAAAGCCAAGCGUAAGGACAUUGUGAAGACCAAGGGUGGACUUAAGGAGAAGCUUCGCAAAAAAGGUCUUCUCGGAGGAGACUGAUUAGAACGAGAUCUGGUCCGUUCGAAUCGGAAGUGAGAAUCCGUGAGAAGCAAGUGAAAACGCUACGCACCAAAGCACUGUGUAUAUAAUAUAUUCGGUAUUCGAUUCUUGCCUCUGUAGCGUGCAAUUUUAUGACAAUACGCUCGAACGGCUUCCGGAUUUCGAUAUCCACAAAACUGUGAUAUAUCUUAUGA